AUGCUCUCUCCCGCGAAAGAGAACUGGAGAGCCGCCAUAAACAGGGUCACGAACCAGCCAGCAAGUGGAAAACCCCGUACCACACGUUGCGCACACCAGAUCCGUGAGCGACUCUAUCUCUCGGAUUACUGGACAGCAAAGGACGCAGAAGAGAUUGGGAAAUUGGGAAUAACCCACAUCGUUUCAGUCAUUGAUCGACCCCCGACUCAACUACCUGAAUCAAUACCACAAAGCAACCGACUGCAAGUCUCCAUUAAGGACUAUUCUGACGCGGACAUACUCGUUCAUCUAGAGGAAACAACCAACUUUAUUGCCAGGGUGUUGGCAGAGAAUGAUACAAACAAGGUGCUGGUGCACUGUCUGCAAGGCAUAAGCCGGAGCGCCACAGUCGUCUGUGCCUACCUGAUUGCGACGGAAGGGAUGCAAUCACACGAAGCGAUCGAGCAUGUCCAGUCCAUUCGAAACGUCGUCUGCCCCAAUCUCGGUUUUCGACUGCAGUUGUUACAAUACGCCGACAGGUUCCCGAAGAAAGAAGAACAGAGAAUGAGUCCUGUGGUGACGGAGUUUGUCCAGCGCAUUCGGAAAGCAUUGGCGAUGCCGUCGAAGAGAUCUUCCAAGGAGGUACAAACGCCCUCGUUGCCGGUGGUGCCAGCUGCAGGGGCUUCGUAG
Molecule: messenger RNA, 669 nt
Organism: Coprinopsis cinerea okayama7#130
Lineage: Eukaryota; Fungi; Basidiomycota; Agaricomycetes; Agaricales; Psathyrellaceae
Exons: 2
Coding region: 1-669 (222 amino acids)
Biological process (GO): negative regulation of MAPK cascade; protein dephosphorylation
Cellular component (GO): cytoplasm
Molecular function (GO): protein tyrosine/threonine phosphatase activity; MAP kinase tyrosine/serine/threonine phosphatase activity
Source: RefSeq, a predicted model, not a curated record